Messenger RNA from Ordospora pajunii, 2076 nucleotides. Its product is annotated as exocyst complex component Sec6. Gene Ontology annotation, molecular function: SNARE binding. Gene Ontology annotation, cellular component: exocyst. Bases 1 to 2076 code for a protein of 691 amino acids. Gene Ontology annotation, biological process: exocytosis; exocyst localization. Lineage: Eukaryota; Fungi; Microsporidia; Ordosporidae. The transcript has a single exon. The record is from RefSeq and is a predicted model, not a curated record.
AUGAUGCAAAAGGCCAUAGAAAAUCUGUCGCAAACAUUGAGACAUCCAAGCGAUCUGCAUGCAAAGCUCGACACCGUACAGAGAAAUUCCAAGGAAAAGUAUGAAAUCCAUAACCAGAAUCUUAUAGCAAUGAUUUCAAGGUGUUAUACUAGCAUUUUCGACACAUCAAAAAGCAUAUCUGAGCUUGAUCAGCAUUUCCAGAUGUUUGUUGAGUGCAAAGAUAAGAAUGCUGAUGUGCUCAGAGGGUUCUUUUCUCUUGUCAAAGAAUACAAAUCUGUGAAGAUGAUCUGCCUGGCACAUUCUAAUCUUAGCAAAGUGAUUGAGGUUUCGGAGAAACUUAAGAGCAUAGAUAAUCCAGUUGAAUCAGAAGACAUUAUGGUGUACCAUAAGAAUGUCUAUGAUGCCGAGGAUUUUGGAUGUCUGCUUGAGAUGUACAAAUCUGAUGUUUCUCAUGACGAUUACAUCGAGGUGAGCAAGGCAUUGAAUACGAUUGAGAAGAACUCCUUGGAUUUUACUGCAAAGGUGCUUGAGGCAUGCGAGGGGUUUAUUGAAAACUAUGAGAUUAUAGGCAAGCUUCAGAAGAUAAUUGAGAAGGAGGAAGCAAGAGAUGAAUUAACAAGGAAGGUUCAGGCUGGAGAGGGAAGCGAGGACUUGGUGUUGAAAGAACUGAACAGGAUGUAUAGAAUGUAUCUUACAAGGAAUCCAAAGAUGCUGAAGAGCAGGGUGAUGAAGGCAAUUGGAGUGUCGGUCAAAAACAAAUUUGAUAAGCUCAGGAACGAAGAGAUCUUUGUUAAUAAGAUGGAUUUCAUACUUGAUGAUCUUGUGUUUGUUGAUGAGAAUAUGAACUUUAACUUUUAUGCAUUUGAUGAGAUUCUUGUGAUGUACCAUAGCAACCUGAAGCUGUUUUUGGAUGAUGUUGCGAACAGGCUGGAUGCAGGGGAGAUUCUUGCGAUUAUAGAGUAUACUGGGAACUACCACAAUACGAUUGAAUCGAAAUUCAACAGAAUACCGGACGCACUGGGUAAGCGUCUUAUUGAGAAUGAAAAUGAGCUGCUUGAGAAGUACUCAAAGGUUGCGCAGGAAAAGCUACGAGAGUGGAUAAUAAACAUAACAAAGCUUGAGGUGGAGAAGUUUUAUGCAAGAAGCGAAGAUUUGCCUAGAGACGAGGACGAUAAGCUAAUAAGCCCUGGAUUUAUUAGUCUUCUGCAAAUAAUUAGGAUGCAGCUGGAGCCUAUUGGAUUCAACAAAAGAAUAUUUGCACAUAUCACAAAGACCGUGACUAAGUAUUGCGAGAUAUUUAAGGCAAAUCUGAUUGAUGCGAUGGAUAAGGAUUUUGAGCCAUCUUGUGAAAUGAACAGUAAAGUAGGUUAUGAGGACUUCUGCAUUAUGUUUGGGAAUAGCGGGCUAAGAGUAGCUCAAUACAUCACUUCUCUACCAGCAUACCACAAUGACGAAAUCAAAGAGCUGUGUGACAUAUUCAUCGACAUUCUAAAAGCAUCAAACACGUAUCUAUCUGAGUUUAUAAUAUACUCAUGCCAGCCAGCGAUUGAUAAGAUUUUUACAAAUGAAUGGUACGACAGCCAUGCAACGAAGGUUAUGAUGCUGACGCUUCAGGACUUUCUGAACGAUUACAAGAACACAAUGAGUGAAUAUUCGUUCAUAACGUUUAUCCACGAGCUUUCAACAUCGAUUGUGCUUGCAUACAUGAAGCAGCUUGGAAGAAAACGAGCAAUCAUAACUGAGUCAUGCAAUAGGAUGCUGAGAUACGACCACAAAAAACUGCUAGACCUGCUUGGAGGAUAUGGAGAUAGAGAAGAUGUAAAGGCUGCGCUGGAGCCGCUGCUGAAGAUCAUCCCACUGAUUGAAACAAGAAAUGAUGAUCUUUUCAUCGUAGAAGUGAAGUCCUUGAAGUUUACAUAUCCGGACAUCAGCAAGAACUUCAUCAGAACAGUUAUAAAGAAGAGAGAUGAUCUCAGUGAUGAACAGAAAAGAAAGUUCGGUGAUAGACUCAAAGAGUGUUUUACUGAUGUUAUAAGUAAAGAAAAAACCAUCUUUUCAAGACUGACCACGUUAUGA